Messenger RNA from Triticum aestivum (bread wheat), 618 nucleotides. Its product is annotated as non-specific lipid-transfer protein 2P-like. Gene Ontology annotation, biological process: lipid transport. The record is from RefSeq and is a predicted model, not a curated record. Lineage: Eukaryota; Viridiplantae; Streptophyta; Magnoliopsida; Poales; Poaceae. The coding region runs from base 68 to 349 and encodes 93 amino acids. The transcript has a single exon.
UUGCACCACUCCACCACACUCAACACCUGCCACUGCGAGAGCGAGGAGUAGACCAGCGACGACGGCCAUGGCGAUGAGGAAGGAGGUCCUCCUGGCGGCCAUGAUGCUGGCGCUGGUGGUGGCGGCGCCGGGCGGGGCGCGUGCCGCGUGCGAGGUGGGGCAGCUGACGGUGUGCAUGCCGGCGAUCACCACCGGCGCCAAGCCGAGCGGCGCGUGCUGCGCCAACCUGCGCGCGCAGCAGGCGUGCUUCUGCCAGUACGCCAAGGACCCCUCCCUCGGCGCCUACAUCAGGAGCCCCCACGCGAGCGAGACCCUCGUCUCCUGCGGCCUCGCCGUCCCGCACUGCUAGACCGAGUAUGGCUCAGCUAUAGGUAGGCUACCUCCGUCGUCCAUGAGAGAUGAUGAGAGAAUACAUAUAGCUUAGCCUAGCUGAGACCUGAGAGAGUGCAUGCGUCCAUGCACGCACGCAUGUUCCCUGUUAUGUGUGGCUCCGUCGAUGAGAUGCUGGAAUAAAAUGUUGGGUGAUGAAUAAAAAAUGAUCUACGGCGGCCAGGCUGCUUGCUAUUCCUGGCUGCUGCUGCUGCUGCUGGUAGUAAAUUUGUGUCACAACUUUGAUGA